Molecule: messenger RNA, 1584 nt
Organism: Aspergillus niger
Lineage: Eukaryota; Fungi; Ascomycota; Eurotiomycetes; Eurotiales; Aspergillaceae
Exons: 4
Coding region: 1-1584 (527 amino acids)
Biological process (GO): carbohydrate transport; transmembrane transport
Cellular component (GO): membrane
Molecular function (GO): carbohydrate:proton symporter activity
Source: RefSeq, a predicted model, not a curated record
AUGGGUUUCUUGUUGAAGAGACCGGAUGAUGCGGUGGGCUCAGCGGCCCCCGCCAUCAUGAUCGGUCUGUUUGUCUCCUUUGGAGGUAUCCUCUUCGGAUAUGACACCGGAACCAUCAGUGGUAUCCUGGCCAUGAAGUUCUGGCGGAAGAUGUUCUCUACCGGAUACAUCAACCCCGCCGAUGACUACCCCGAUGUAACCUCAUCUCAGUCUUCCAUGAUUGUGUCAUUGCUCUCUGCCGGUACUUUCUUUGGAGCCCUGGCCUCUGCUCCUGUUGCGGAUUACUUUGGUCGCCGCAUUGCCAUGAUCAUCGAAUCAUUUGUCUUCUGCUUCGGUGUGAUCCUCCAAACCGCCGCCACCUCGAUCCCGCUGUUCGUCGCUGGGCGGUUCUUUGCUGGCUUUGGUGUUGGUCUACUCUCUGCAACUAUCCCUCUCUACCAGUCUGAGACUGCCCCGAAGUGGAUUCGUGGUACCAUUGUCGGCGCCUAUCAGCUGGCCAUUACUAUUGGUCUGCUGCUGGCUUCUGUUGUCAACAAUGCUACCAAGGACCGCAUGGACACUGGCUGCUACCGCAUUCCGGUUGCCGUCCAGUUCGCAUGGGCCAUCAUCCUCGUUGUCGGAAUGAGUGUGCUCCCCGAAACGCCACGCUUCCUGAUCAAGAAGGAUAGACACGAGGCUGCGGCUAAGGCGCUUGCCCGUCUUCGUCGGAUGAAUGUUGACGACCAGGCCGUCGUGGAUGAGUUGGUGGAAAUCCGCGCCUCCCACGAGUACGAGAUGAGCGUGGGCAAGGCGAGCUUCCGCGAAAUUGUGACUGGCUCCUUGGGUAAGCGGUUGGCCACCGGAUGUGCUGUGCAGGCGCUGCAACAACUCGCUGGAGUCAACUUCAUCUUUUACUACGGAACGACCUUUUUCCAACGCUCCGGCAUCCAGAACAGCUUUACCAUCACGCUCAUUACCAACAUUGUCAACGUGGUCUCCACGUUCCCGGGUCUGUACAUGGUUGAGAAAUGGGGUCGCCGGCCCUUGCUGCUGUUCGGUGCCGUUGGCAUGUGCGUGUGCCAGCUGAUCGUAGCUAUUGUGGGCAUGGUGGCUUCCUCGGACGUGGCCAAUAAGGUCCUGAUCGCCUUUGUCUGCAUCUACAUCUUCUUCUUUGCCAGCUCUUGGGGCCCCGUCGCGUGGGUUGUGACCGGUGAACUGUACCCCCUCAAGGCUCGUGCCAAGUGUCUCUCCAUCACGACGGCCACCAACUGGCUGCUGAACUGGGCCAUCGCCUAUGCCACCCCCUACAUGGUGGAUUCCGGCCCGGGUAACGCGAACCUGCAAUCCAAGGUGUUCUUCAUCUGGGGCGGCUUCUGCUUCAUUGCGGGAGUGUUUGUGUACACCUGCAUCUACGAGACCAAGGGGCUCAGUCUGGAGCAGGUGGACGAGCUCUAUUCGAAGGUGUCGUCAGCCUGGCGCUCUCCAGGAUUCAUCCCUUCGGCGCAUUUCGCCGGUGCGGAUACCGAAAAGGCCGGGCCGAGUGUGUACGAAGUGGAGGGUGAACUUCCUCAGAAGCGCGAGUCGCAGCACAUUGAGACCGCUUAA